Molecule: messenger RNA, 1990 nt
Organism: Thrips palmi
Lineage: Eukaryota; Metazoa; Arthropoda; Insecta; Thysanoptera; Thripidae
Gene: acj6
Product: inhibitory POU protein
Exons: 5
Coding region: 531-1829 (432 amino acids)
Biological process (GO): regulation of transcription by RNA polymerase II
Molecular function (GO): DNA-binding transcription factor activity, RNA polymerase II-specific; RNA polymerase II cis-regulatory region sequence-specific DNA binding
Source: RefSeq, a predicted model, not a curated record
GUGGCACACGGUGGCACCGCACGGCCUGCCUCGAGGCCCGAACACUCGGAUAAUGUUCGUCAUGCCGCUAGCCUCGCGAGGGGCACGCCGUCUCCAGGCCGCCUAGGCCGCCGAGGCCCAGCCUAGGCCUCAUCGCCACCACGCUGCACAAUGUCGUGACGCCGCGUGACGAGGACACGCUUCGUUGUGGUAGUGCGCCGUGACACGUGUGUGUGUGCGCGCGUGGUUUGUGUUUGUGUUGACGCGGUGCUCCGCGGUGUGUGUGUGUCUGUGCGCGACUGCGCGUGUGUGUGUUUACCUGUCGCCCUCCUCCCACGCACCCGGUCGCGCCGACGGCCCUGCUCCUUGCCGAGGCGGCCGAGGCGGCCGAGUUUUGAAACGCAAACCGGAUACGCCGCCGUCUCCAACCACUGCGCCAGCUGCGCCACCGGACCACGUGAUCGCCGGCGUGGCCCAGGCCGGGGCCUGCAUCGAGGCCUGCAGGGCCGUGCACGCGUUGUGUGCUUCCAGGAUGCCGCCGGAGCGCGGCGAUGCCUCCACGGCCGCUAGGGGCUCUCGUUGACGUCCUGGACGACAUGGCCGCCAUGUACAGCCCCGACAAGAUGAUGAACGGCAAGGGGCACGGCCCGCUGCACCCGACCUCCAUCGCCCCCACCCCGUGCUUUCCCGGCAGGUACUCGCCAACGUACCGCGGCCAGGACCCCAUGCGGCGGUGCGUCGCCAACCCCUCGUUGGCCGAUGUGACUGACAUGAAACCAUCCCUUGUUGCAUGUCCGCGGGACGAUCAGAAGGGCUCCGAGUACCUGCCAUCAGUUCACGAGCACGACUACAAGAGUCGGAUUUUAGAGGAUGCAUCAAUAAUGUGCAACUCGUGGUCGCCGAGGCAUAAUGGGGACUUGUUCUCCGGGCUGAACGACGGGCUGCUGUCGCGGGCGGAGGCCCUGGACAUCGGCAAGCACCAGGGCGGCACGCAGAUCAAGCACGACAUGAUGUACCACCACGCCAUGCCGCCCCACAACGCGAGGACGCACCAGAUGGGGCCGCACGGCAUGGACGGCCUGGACCGCGGCCUGGACCGCGGCCUGGACAUGCUGGAGGCGGGCGGGAUGACGACGCUGACGCCCAUCUCGGACAACUCGCACCACCAGCUGCACCCGCCGCCCAUGUACAACCCCAUGAACUCGAUGAUGGGCGGCCACCACCAUCACCACCACCACGGCGGCCCGCUGACGGGGCACGCGCCCCACCACCCGCACCACCCGCACCACCACCCGCACCCGUCGGCGCACCACCCGGCCAUGGCGGCCGCGGCGGCCGCGGCGGCGGGGCUGCACCCGGACUCGGACACGGACCCGCGUGAGCUGGAGGCGUUCGCGGAGCGCUUCAAGCAGCGCCGCAUCAAGCUGGGCGUGACGCAGGCCGACGUGGGCAAGGCGCUCGCCGCCCUCAAGCUGCCCGGCGUGGGCGCGCUGUCGCAGUCCACCAUCUGCCGGUUCGAGUCGCUCACGCUGUCGCACAACAACAUGAUCGCCCUGAAGCCCAUCCUGCAGGCGUGGCUGGAGGAGGCGGAGGCGCAGGCCAGGAGCAAGCGUCAGGACCCGGACGCGCCCAGCGUGCUGCCGGCCGGAGAGAAGAAGCGCAAGCGAACCUCGAUCGCGGCCCCGGAAAAGCGGUCGCUGGAGGCGUACUUUAACGUGCAGCCCAGGCCGUCCGGGGAGAAGAUCGCGGCCAUCGCCGAGAAGCUGGACCUCAAAAAGAAUGUGGUCCGUGUCUGGUUCUGCAACCAGCGGCAGAAGCAGAAGCGCAUGAAGUUCGCCGCGCAACACUGACAGGGGGCCGGGGGGCCGGGCGGGGGAGCCCCCACGCCCAUGCCCCCCGGGCACUGCAUGCAGUGACCGUGCAGUGACCCCCUGCCCCUCCCCUCCCCGCCCCUCGCGUCGCGCGCCCACAUAGCUGAGAGAGACGAGUGUCGAGUCGCUCCUUCCGUUCU